Molecule: messenger RNA, 620 nt
Organism: Drosophila grimshawi
Lineage: Eukaryota; Metazoa; Arthropoda; Insecta; Diptera; Drosophilidae
Exons: 2
Coding region: 52-447 (131 amino acids)
Molecular function (GO): serine-type endopeptidase inhibitor activity; protein binding
Source: RefSeq, a predicted model, not a curated record
UAUUGCAACCCCAGAGCCCUUCGCACCCAAAUACGGAUACAUUUUUAAGAGAUGCAGUGCAAUAUGCAAUCAUUGUUGUUUACGGCAUGCGUGAUUAUCACCAGUGAUCUGCUUGUAUCGGCCCAAGAUGAACUAAUAUUCUCAGCGACAAGAAGGCCAAGUGUGCCAGUUACGGGGCCACCAGCGCGUCGCAAUUGGGUGCUCGUCAACAAUAUGCCAGUGAUGGCAACUGUCUCACCCUUUGUCGACGCACCACAGCCAACAAGAGAGUUCCUCAAUUGCUUUGGCAGUUGCCCAACAACUUCAGAGUAUAAUCCGAUCUGUGCCAGCAAUCGACAAUUGUAUCUCAACGAACAGAAGUUUAACUGUGCUCGCUUCUGUGGUGCCGAUAUACAAAUUGUGCGACGAAGCAGCUGCGAAGGUCUUUUUCCUAUGCAACGCGGCUGAAAUACAUAUGUAAAAUAUAUUUAUUUUAUGAUACAAAUAUGAAAUGUUUAAAUCUAGCAUGACAUCAGUUUUUUGAGGUUUAGAAAAAAACAAUUUCUUAAUUAAUAAACAAAAGCGAGGUAGCUGCGAAAGACCAACCAUUGGAUUCACUCGACACAGCUCGCAAAAAGUGA